Molecule: messenger RNA, 4124 nt
Organism: Anarrhichthys ocellatus (wolf-eel)
Lineage: Eukaryota; Metazoa; Chordata; Actinopteri; Perciformes; Anarhichadidae
Gene: wfs1b
Product: Wolfram syndrome 1b (wolframin)
Exons: 10
Coding region: 170-3097 (975 amino acids)
Biological process (GO): endoplasmic reticulum unfolded protein response; calcium ion homeostasis
Cellular component (GO): endoplasmic reticulum; endoplasmic reticulum membrane
Molecular function (GO): protein binding
Source: RefSeq, a predicted model, not a curated record
UUGUGUAUUUGUUUUAGUUUGACCACGGAGAGCCAGCGGACUCACCGGCGACAGGCUGAUCUUUAUAAAAACGAAAGGGAAGAAUGAUUUGGGACACAGAAUAGCAAAAGAACUGAGUUAUCACUCGCGUCCUUGUCACCUGGAGGAUUUACUUUACCGCGGUAAAGCCAUGGAACCAUCUCUGACCGGCAACCCAGCCACCCCGAAACCCAGCCCCUCAUCUCCUUCCACCCUGAGGCCGGGCCCUUUCUCUGCCGCCUCGUCUUCGACAACAACCGCACCAACCUCAGACCGCCUUCAGCCUAAACUCACCCUGCCAACACCUCAGACCACACCCUCAUCUUCUCCCUCCACUGCCUCCCCUCGAACCUCUCCAUGUCUUUCCUCCCGUUCGUCCUCCCUGUCCACACCGCCUGCCUCCCCUCUACGCCAGCCCAUCAGGAGCCCCUCGCAGGUGGGCAGAUCUCAGCUUAACGCCGCCUCCACGGGGAUUCCCUCGACUGCAUUCACAGUUGCUGGAGCGGCCGCCGUGGCUCAGCAGCCUCCUCCCACACCUGAAUCAGAAGAGCCAGAGGAGGAGGUCAGUCUUGAGGAUUUGGAGGAGAGAGCAAAGUCAGGCGAUGCUCGAGCACAGAGCAAGAUGGGACGUUACUUCCUGGCCCUGGCAGAGGAACAAGAUGAAGAGCUGAACAACUGCACAGCGGUCACUUGGCUAGUCCAGGCUGCUAAACAAGGACGCAAGGACGCCGUCAAACAGCUGCAGCGGUGCUUAGCCUCCAGGAAAGGCAUCACUCUGGAGAACAUGGAGGUGGUGAAGAAGUUGUGUACAGAGACGCGCUUUGAGAGAGGAGUCAGGAAAGCAGCUCUGCUGAUGUACUGGAAGCUGAAUCCGGAGAAGAAGAAGUCGGUGGCUGUUUCUGAGAUGCUGGAGAACGUCGAACACGUCCACACAGAGCCAGGCAAACCAAUGUCGCCAGGGCCACUAAACAGCUCUGCCAAGAAACAGAGGAGAGUCCUGGAGACUAUGGUCUCCAGUGAAGCCAGAUGCCAAGUGGGUCUUGACGACUUUGUUGAGAUGACUAAGAAGUAUGCUCAGGGUGUUGCCCCUUCACCAGUCAUGGCUACAGCAGGAGACGACGACGACGACGACGAUGAUGAUGAUGAUGUGGUGGUGAAGAAUCCAGAUAAUUUGCCCUUACACCAAAAGUUGCUGAAGUUCCCUCUGUUCGCUUUGCUGGAGAUCAAGGAGCACCUCAUCGACUGGGCGUCACGGGCCGGCAUGCAGUGGCUCAGCGCCCUGAUCCCCACGCACCACGUCAACGCACUCAUCUUCUUCUUUAUCAUCUCCAACCUCACAAUCGAGUUCUUCAUCUUUCUCAUCCCUCUGCUGGUUUUCUACCUUUCAUUCUUCUCCAUGAUCAUCUGCACACUGCGGGUGUUUCAGAAUUCAAAAGCUUGGGAAAACUUCCGGGCUCUGACUGACCUGCUGACGCACUUUGAACCCGGUCUUGAUCUGGAGCAGGCUGAGACCAACUUUGGAUGGACGCACUUAGAGCCUUAUCUGUACUUCCUGCUCUCUGUGAUCUUUGUGGUUUUCUCUUUCCCUGUUGCUGAUAAAUCCUGGAUCCCCUGCUCAGAGUUGGCUGCUGUCACUCUCUUCUUCACCGUCACCGCCUUCCUCAGCCUUCAUGCCUCUGCUCAACUCUUCGCUCGUAGGGCCCUCCUUACCGAGGUCCUCUCCGGAGUGUGCUCCCUCACCCACCUCCUGCCGGACUCCCUCCCCUGGUUCCUCAGGGUCUUUGGGAUGACGUUCAUCACCGUGCCUCUAGGGGACAACGUGGUGUUGAACCUGGGGGUGCCAUGUCUGCUGUAUGGACACCUUUUCUAUCUGCUCUUCCGUAUGGCCCAGCUCAAAGGCUUCAAGGGCACCUACCUGUGUCUGGUGCCCUACAUGGUGUGCUUCACCUGGUGUGAGCUCAGCUUGGUGUUCCUUAAUAACGCCACUGCAAUAGGACUCAUCCGCACCUCCGUCGGCUACUUCCUCUUCUUGUUCGCCCUUCCCGUCUUCUCACUAGGCCUGGCUGCAAUGCUCAUCAUCCAGUUACUGCAGUGGUUCCUCGCUCUGGAGGUGACCAAGAUGGUGGUCACCUUGAUCAUUUGCUUCGUGCCAGUAGUGCUGAGGCUUUGGACUCGCUUCAGCCUCAACCCCAUCGGGGUUUUUCGCUCUUUGUCACGGAGCAGCGUUGUGAAGCUCAUCCUGGUGUGGCUCAGCGCGGUGGUGCUCUUCUGCUGGAUGUACGUCUACAGGUCCGAAGGCAUGAAGGUUUAUAACUCCACCCUGACGUGGCCCGAGUACAGCAGCCUCUGCGGCCCAAUCGCCUGGAAAGAGGCCAACAUGGCCCAGACACAGAUUCUCUGCUCUCAUCUAGAAGGACAUCGCGUCACGUGGACUGGACGCUUCCGAUACGUCCGUGUGACCGACAUUGAGAAUGGGCCACAGUCGGUUAUCAACCUGCUGCCUGUGUUUGUGGGGGACUGGAUGCGGUGCCUGUACGGUGAGCCAUAUCCUUUGUGUGAGGAGGUGAAAAACGUCACAGCCGAGCCCCAGCCUCUGCCUGCCCCGGCUCCUCCUCCAGGAGAUCCCCUCUGUAAACUCAAAAAGCUCGCCAAGCACGAAUGUCACAUCAAGCGCUUCGAUCGAUACAAAUUUGAAGUGAAAAUGGGCAUGCCGCUGGAGAGGAAGACCAGGAACGGCACGAUCGUAGAGGACGAAGAUGCGACUAAGGACAUAGUACUGCGGGCCAGCAAUGAGUUCAAGUCCAUGCUUUUAUACUUGAACACAGGAAGCCUGGUGGAGUUCAGCACCAUACUGGAGGGCCGCUUAGGCUCCAAAUGGCCCGUGUUUGAACUGAAAGCCAUUCACUGCAUGUCGUGCGGUGAUGCGCGCUUGCCCAGCAGCAGGCAGUACAAGAUUGAACACGACUGGAGGCGCACGGCUCAGAAUGCCCUGCAGUUUGGUUUUGACUUCUUCUUCAACCCCUUGCUGACCGCUCAGCUACAGCAACACUCGGAGACUGUGACUCAGGAGGAGGGGUAGAGACCUGGCCAACACACCUCUGGGAGAAAAAUAAGUUGUAUGAUACUGAUAUUACUAGUUGAAGAACAUUAAUGAUUGUAAAUCACUCUUCUCAACACUGUAAGAGGGUGAACACAUAUUCAGAAUUUGUGGCAUCUGUCCGGUUGUAGAUCUGGUCGUUUGUAAUCGAAUAGCUUUUGAGCCAAAAUAUGUCAGAACUCAAAAUAUAAGCACAGCAAGUACUAGUACACCACAGACAAACUGCACCAGAGUCCGCUUGGAAGUGGACCGCGACCCACUUCUUCAGGCGGUCUCGGUUUGGUUGUUUGGUCCGCACCAGGGUUUUCACACCAGCCCAAACGACCCGUACUAACCGAGCAAACAGACCUGAGUUUGUGCUAACCGAACCAAACGGGUUACGUGUGAAAGCACCCUGACAAAGGGGAGAAACACAUUCUAAAAGUGUUUUUUAGAAUAAGUAAUUUACUGCCGAACACUAAUAAAACACAAUUAAAACCAAAGUCUAUUAAUGAAGUAACUUUGAUUUUGUUUUACAAACACUGGGUGUGCUGAACCAAUUUCUAUGUACGUAUCAAAUAUUUGUACCCAAAAUCACCAGUAUUUACAUUUUACAGUGUCCUUGCUGAACUGUCGUUGUUGUGUCUGUGGACGACAGGUUGUAGAAGAAUAGGUUUCUUCUUUACAACCGGUUGUCAUGCUGAUGAUAACUUGAAAGGGUUUCCUUUGCUGUCGAGCUUUAAUCAUUUAACAUUAGACGGUGUGCUGUAUGUGCAGUGUGUAAUUGUAGUGGGAGAUUAUUUUGAAGUGCCUUAUAAAACACUCUGUUGAAAAAUAAUUUUGAAGAAAAUACACUAAAUCAUGACUUUAAUCCUUAACCCUUAAAAAGCGUAGACGUUUAUCUCUGCCCUCCUUCCUUGUUCUCUGCUGUGCAGAGAUUAAUAAUAUUGAACAUUUGCAGUCCCUGAGUGAUGUGUUCUGAAGUUAACUACUGUUUUCUUUACUGUGACCCAUAAACAUAAUGAAAACA